This is a messenger RNA of Nannizzia gypsea CBS 118893, 654 nucleotides long. RefSeq names its product 60S ribosomal protein L1. The record is from RefSeq and is a predicted model, not a curated record. Gene Ontology annotation, cellular component: large ribosomal subunit. The transcript has 4 exons. Gene Ontology annotation, biological process: translation. Gene Ontology annotation, molecular function: RNA binding; structural constituent of ribosome. The coding region runs from base 1 to 654 and encodes 217 amino acids. NCBI's taxonomy places the organism in Eukaryota, Fungi, Ascomycota, Eurotiomycetes, Onygenales, Arthrodermataceae.
AUGUCUAAAAUCACAGUCGCCGGAGUGCGUAACAACGUCCAGCAGCUCCUGGACUACUCUCACAACGAGAAGAAGAGAAACUUCGUUGAGACCGUCGAGCUCCAGAUCGGCUUGAAGAACUAUGACCCUCAACGUGACAAGCGUUUCUCCGGCACUAUCAAGCUGCCAACCAUUCCUCGCCCAAGAAUGAGCAUCUGUGUUCUCGGUGACCAGCACGAUAUCGAUCGUGCUAAGCAUCUCGGUGUCGAUGCCAUGUCCUCUGACGACUUGAAGAAACUCAACAAGAACAAGAAGCUCAUCAAGAAGCUUGCUCGCAAGUACGAUGCUUUCCUUGCUUCCGACGCCCUUGUCCGACAGAUUCCUCGUCUCUUGGGUCCCGGUCUCUCCAAGGCUGGUAAAUUCCCCACUCCCGUCUCCCACAACGAGGAUCUCAACAACAAGAUGAACGACGUCAAGUCUACCAUCAAGUUCCAGCUUAAGAAGGAACUUUGCUUGGGUGUUGCUAUCGGCAACGUUGGUAUGACUGAGGAUGAGCUCAUUGCUAACAUCAUGUUGGCUAUCAACUACCUCGUCUCCCUGCUCAAGAAAGGCUGGCAGAACGUUGGAAGUCUUACUAUCAAGGCUUCCAUGUCCCCACCAAAGAGAGUGUACUAA